UGAGAGUAUUGACAACCUUUUAUUGUUUGUAUCUGCAACUAAGCUAUGUCAAUGGAUGAAGAAGACCCAUUGGGUCCACCUAAGAACACCCAGAACUUGGAUUUAUCCAAGUUAUCGCCACAAGAGUUGCGUAUUUACAAGAUGUAUGGGAAGUUGCCCACCACCCAACAGAUUUUGACAAAUAAGUUUCAAGAUAAGAAAUACUUUGACAGUGGGGACUACGCCAUGCAGAAACAAGGUGGAAACAAGGGGAUUCCAGGAGGAGUGCCCUUGAAGCACCCCAAUGCCGAAAAGGUUAAGGAAAUGUAUAACCGUAGUUCGAUCAGCGGUAGCAAUGCUGGGAUCUUAUACAACGGUAAGCUGGGUUUGUUGAACGAGUCCACACCUAGCGGGAUUGAAGAAGAGGAUGAAGAGGGAAAGAAAUAGGUAGAAUCAGGGAAAACAUACAUGAUCUGAUCAAAGUAUACCUACAUUGAAAAUGAAAAAAAAAAAAUUAGUAAAAGAACGAGUCCAAGCACGACAGGAGAGAAUGAUGGCGAAGAGGAUAUCGAUUACAAGGAAGAAUUGUGUUCUCGGUAGCAUUCAGCAAGGAGAACCAUUCAUUUUGUCGAUAUUGGGCGCAGUGCAAAAUGAUGUUUGGGGGUGGAGUUGCUCUUUACUAGCCACAUUACUGGGACCAUGGACGGGGAUAUGGUCUCUUUUAUAUCCGUUAGCUAAGUCUUUAGACUUUUUCGGUACGCGACCUUUUGUUUAUAGUCACCAAUAUUACACACUGUCAUUAAGGCAGACGAGAAAGAUU
Molecule: messenger RNA, 799 nt
Organism: [Candida] anglica
Lineage: Eukaryota; Fungi; Ascomycota; Pichiomycetes; Serinales; Debaryomycetaceae
Source: the annotation of a GenBank genome assembly